Molecule: messenger RNA, 1800 nt
Organism: Cetraspora pellucida
Lineage: Eukaryota; Fungi; Glomeromycota; Glomeromycetes; Diversisporales; Gigasporaceae
Source: the annotation of a GenBank genome assembly
AUGCCAAACUGUUUUGAAAGAUUUCGGUAUAUAAAAAAAGAUAAGAAAACAGAAGACAAUUGUAACUCAGACAAUUGCCAUGUCGAAAAUUCAAAUUCCUCUUCCGUUACCGGAAACGUUCCAGAAUUGCUAAUAGGUAAUGCAAAACUAUUAGAAGAACGUCUCAAACGUUACGAAGAUGAAAAUGAACAAAUUAGUAGUACAACAACAUUAAUAGAUAGAGUUACAUAUUUACGAAAAAACAGAGAAAAUGAUGUUUCAAAGGCAAUUGCUAAUGUUGAAGAUUCGAUGAACGUUGAUCUCUGUUUCGUUUUAGAUUGUACAUCUUCUAUGCUUGGUCAUAUCCAAGCAGCGAAAGAUCAUAUAUUAAAAGUGGCUAAUUACGUUAACAGUAAUAAUUCAAAUAUCAAAUUUUGGGUUGGCUUCUGUGGAUAUCGAGAUCAUAAUGAUCAAGAUCGUUUACAAAUUUUUGAUUUUACUAACUCUAUCAAGAAAUUUGAAACAUAUAUAACUAAUAAAGUGGAGGCUAAAGGUGGUGAAGAUUUACCAGAAGAUGUUCUAGGUGGCCUUAGCGCAGCAAUAACAAUGAUGACCUGGAGCAACGCCACUCGUAUACUUAUUCAUAUCGGUGAUGCACCACCACAUGGUCGUUGUUUUACUGAAGGAGUAAACUUACCAAACAAAUAUGAUAGAUACCCAAAUGGAGAUCCAUAUGGUCUGACUGCUAAAAGUGUACUAAAAGAAAUGCAAUCAAAAAAUAUUUUAUACCAUUUUGGAAUGAUUAAUAAUACUACUGAUGUUAUGAUUAACAUAUUUCGUGAAAUAAUUGGAGAAUUUACUGUAUUUGAUCUCAAGACUACAGGAAGUAAUCCAUCGAUAUUAGUUGAUAAAUUCUGCAAGGCUACUUCAUCCGCCAUUUUUUCAUCAGUUACAUUAACCACUACUUUAAGAAACUCGAAAAGUAUACACAAUUUACAACUUAAAAAACUUGAAAUCAAUCCACUCGAACCUGAUUGGACUACUCUUCCAGAGAAGAUAGGAGAAAUUCUAUGUUAUGUUCCACCUGAAACUCUGAAUGAAGUUAAAGAUGAAUUUUAUUUUAUUAAUUCAAACUUUACAGUUCAAAACAUAUCAUUUAAGCUUGCACCACAACCAUUCUCUGUUGGUGCUGAACGAUAUGCAUUUUUUGCACUUGAUGCUAAACUUGGACAAGAUAAAAAAUUAGUGAUAAAAAAAUAUCACGAUAUUAAAGCAAGUUCAAUGGAACAGUAUUUAGAAUCAGUGGAAAUCUUUAGUAUUGCAUAUUUUCUUUCAAACAAAUUCAAUAUAGCAGCCAAACGAGUUGGUGUUAAUAAGAAGGUUACAUUUAUUGAUGUAAAAGUAUUAUGUGAUAAGACAGAUUUCAAUACUUAUUACACAGUAGAAAAAUAUAUCAAUGAUAUAGAGUUUAAAAGAUUUAAUGUGAAUAGUGGUAUAAUUACAGAAUUUCAUUCUAUUCUUGAAGCAUUUGCUCAUUUCACCUAUCAAUACACUAAAGGGUAUUUAGUGGUUUAUGAUUUACAAGGAGGUAAUCUUCAUGAUGAGUUUUUAUUAACAGAUCCAGCCAUACAUUGCAUUGAUUUAUUAAGAUUUGGAACAACGAAUCUUGGAAAGAAUGGAAUUCAGAAAUGUUUUUUGGCAAAUCAUAAAUGUAAUAAUAUUUGUAAAAAGUUAAAGUUAAAUGAGGUUAAUUCGGAAAGAAAAAAAGAUGGAAAUCUUUUUAGGAAAAUCUUAAAUGCAUUAAUCUGUGCAAGCAAAUAA